AUGGCUACCCCCAAUGUCCUUACCUUUGAUGCUGAGGGUCGUGUUGUUGACUUUGAGGUCUGGGUCGAUGACCUCCAGCUGUUCCUAGAGUACGAUAGGGCAGACGAACUCUCCCUGUUCGAUCUCACCUCUGGUGCCUCUCCUGCCCCGCGUGCUACUGCUGACAGCACUUCGGUCGGCGCUGCGUCUGCUCCUAGCGGGAAACGCCGCAUCGGCAAGGGCAAGGAGGGCAAGGGCGCUGGAGGGGCUGGCGGGGGCGGUGGAGGUGGUGGUGGAGGUAGUGGAGGGGGUGGGGGUGGUGGUGGGAGUGGUGGCGGCUACACCAACACCAUUGGCUCCCAUGACCUUGGCAUUCCCAACACCAAUUACAGGGAGCAAAGCACCUGA
Messenger RNA from Closterium sp. NIES-65, 387 nucleotides. The record is from the annotation of a GenBank genome assembly. Lineage: Eukaryota; Viridiplantae; Streptophyta; Zygnematophyceae; Desmidiales; Closteriaceae.